This is a messenger RNA of Laccaria bicolor S238N-H82, 2571 nucleotides long. RefSeq lists its product as uncharacterized. The coding region runs from base 1 to 2571 and encodes 856 amino acids. Lineage: Eukaryota; Fungi; Basidiomycota; Agaricomycetes; Agaricales; Hydnangiaceae. The transcript has a single exon. The record is from RefSeq and is a predicted model, not a curated record.
AUGGCUCCCCUGCACCAGCCACAAGACAAACAGAGAGAAAAGGCAAGUGAUGCUAUUCGAGUGGCGUGGAACGCAUUCCAAAAAGAAACUUGGGAAAACCGAGGCAAGGGGAACGGCAGAAAUUACGUUCAAAUGAGUCCCAGAGAGCGGGAGAUCAUUUUCCGCGAGGAUGCACGACGAAGAUGGCGCAGUUUCCUCAAAGACCAUCGAAUGGAUGCUGGGGCAUGGAUAAUGACGGACACGGAUGAGGAGGAGGUUGGCGUUCUCCUCGGCUGGAACCGGGACCAAAUGGUCGAUGCUUGCGAGGAGGAAUGGGGCAUCUUUGUGGUCAGUGCAGCUUUGUAUAUGUGCUUGCACAGGGCUGACACUUUUCAGAACCCGGCGAAGUUGAAGCCGGACAUGGCUCAAAGCUUUUCUGGACCACCUACGCAGAGCAUUCCCGGACCACCCUGGGUAGGGCGAACACAAACAAUUGUGCAGUCUCAACUCCCUACGCGGCAGUCGCAACUCCAAGAUUUGCAUGCCCCACAACCAUAUGCACAGCCUAGCGGGAUUAAGUUUCCAGAACAUCCUGUGCAUGCACAAGCUCAGCGACCAAUUGUGCAACCCCGACCUCCAUCCGCCCGGAUUUCGCAACCUCGAGAUUCGCAUGCCUCACAUGCAUAUAUUUGGCAAAGUGGUGUUCAACAUUCCGCACCUGGACAAGCUCCCCGACCUGCAUCUGCCCGGCGUUCGCAUUUCCAAGAUUUACGUGCCUCAGAAGUAUAUACAUGGCCCAGCAGUGUUAAACUUUCAAAAUAUCCCGUGCAUGGCCAAGCACGACUUCCCCGACAUUCACUUGGUCCAUCACAAAUGACACAAUCACGACCUUCGAGUGUCCAAUCAUCGCGCGUCCCACCACCUCGCCAAUCACGAACUUACAGCGAUGAAGGGGAAAGUGAUACCAGUGGCGACGAUGACGACGAAGAAGAGGAAGGUGAUAUUAGUGACGGUGGAGAGACGAGCGGCGGGGAUGACGACGAAGAGGGGGAGGAUAGCGAUGAUUACGAUGAAGAGGUGGAUAGCGACAAUCCCAUCGAAGAGGACGACGAAGAAGAAAGGACCAACGGAGUCAACAACAGCACAUCGGGUACCCCAUUCUCGCGCACUGAACCAUUUUUCGGUGAGGUGAGUUGGGCCGAAUUGAAGGCGAAAUCUCCCGAAACAGCCUUGUUUGCCGAGCAGUCUGCGUAUGCAUGGGCGCAAAAGUGUCAUAGAAAGGCGACACGAAACAACAGAUCGAUCGCUAAAUACCGGCUCGCUGGGCUUGCGAAGAUGGGGGUGGAAGAAUUGUUGAUCCUUGACGUACAAGAAUAUGGUCGAAUGGCCCACGAAAAAUGGGUUAAUGCGGUCAAUGCAGAGUGGGAACGGAACUUGGGGCGGGCUCAACGUGUCCCAGAGCAGACAGCGGUGCAGAAUGCAUCCAAUAUUCAACAUGCUGGGGAGCCAUUGGGGGCCAGGGAAGGACCGCAAGAUAACUUCCGUUCCGGUCAAGUGAGAGAUUCGAGAGCCUCGUCAAACCCAAAGACGAAAGACGGCAGGGGCGGACGCGUGCCCAAAGACAUCUUCAAGCAUUUGGAGUCGUUCGUUAGAAAGCGCAAUGUGGCUGGUGACGAAGGUGAAUCUGGACCCACACAUCCUGAUGGGCGACCAACUCCCAAAGAAUCGCCCCUGACACUGGAGACAAUCAGCCAACUAGAUCCAGUCAUCGGCGAGACCUCGCUUCUGCCACCCCCAGCCAUGCAUCGCAACAACACUCCGGUGCCUUCCGGGUCCCAUCCCAUGCACACCAAGCUAGAUCCAGUUAUUGGUGAGACCUCACAUCGGCCACCCUUGACCAUGCAUCGUAGCGGCACUCCAGUGCACUUUAGGUCCCAUCCCAUGCACACAUCGUCCGCAAUGUGGUACGACAUUGAUGAAGAAGCUAUCGCACCCAAGGAGAAAACCGAAUUGAAGCCCUGGGAUUCCGUACCUCACGAAUAUGAGCGAACUGAGCCUCACAAUGUUAUCAACAGCGUGAGGUCAUCCGCGUUCAUGCUGGCCGAAGAAGGCGGAGAACAAUAUCGCCAGGAUGAUGAAGAGACGUCUUAUAAUGAGGGUGAAAGCGAUUGGGACAGUGUCAUCAGUUCAGAAAGCUCCAUAAAUAUGACAGAAGCUUCUGCCCACUUUACGAGAUCUGAUCAACCACGGCCAAGCAAUAUUGAACAAUCCGCGCCAAGGACGGUGAAUGCAGGAGGACCAAACCCGGAUCAGCCAAGCGUCCAGCGUUCUGCGUGGCGAACGACACAAUCCAUCCCUAAAUCCAUGAUGCCAGCCGAUAUUCGUUCAAAGAGUUCUACCACCAGCACGACGGCCGCUGGUCAACAAAAUCCCUGGAUUAGCAGCCAAUACACCCUGGCAGGGGCACUAGAUGGCGGAAUUAAUCGACCUGGCGCCCAACGAACAGUACGGAUGAUGCAAGGCCUUCAGAGGUUUGGGAUGUUUUGGGGGAGUCCUGGAUUUAACAACGGCGAUAGCAAUGGGAGAGGGUGA